AUGAAAGAAUGGAUCCACUCUUGGGAUACCCCUCGCAAAGAAGACUUGAUGCAAAACUUCAUGUCAGCGGAAGUAUCAAAAGAAUUGGAUGACAUUCUACUACCACAUAUUGCUUCGCUUCAGAAGCUCCUUGACAGUCCAGACUUGAACCAAUAUGUUCUGGUUCGACCUUCCCGAACCAUUCCGAACCCCGAACCCAUUGUCAACUUCAACUUCAACUUCAACUUCAACUUCAACUUCAACUUCAACUAUGACGACGUCGGUCUCUAUGUCGACGUCAAAGUGUCAUCUUCUGGAUUUGCACUAUUGGUUAAUUAG
Molecule: messenger RNA, 318 nt
Organism: Suillus plorans
Lineage: Eukaryota; Fungi; Basidiomycota; Agaricomycetes; Boletales; Suillaceae
Exons: 3
Coding region: 1-318 (105 amino acids)
Source: RefSeq, a predicted model, not a curated record